Aplysia californica (California sea hare) is the source of this 2753-nucleotide messenger RNA. Its product is annotated as E3 ubiquitin-protein ligase LRSAM1. Lineage: Eukaryota; Metazoa; Mollusca; Gastropoda; Aplysiida; Aplysiidae. Gene Ontology annotation, molecular function: protein binding. The record is from RefSeq and is a predicted model, not a curated record.
CAAUAAGCAAAAGUACCCGAACCUAAUAAUAAACAUCGCAGUGAUCUAGUCUUCUAGAUCUUAGUCUUCUACUUCUAGAUCUAGAUAGAUCUAGAUAUCUAGACUCUUGGCCCUUUUGUUGUCAAUCUUGUGUCGAAAUACCAUAGUAUAACACGUCGUAGUAUUAUACGACAGUGACACCCACUUAACUGCUCAAUCUUUGAGGAAUGAGAGAAGGUCACAAUGCCGCUGUUUGGCAAAAAGAAAAAAGGCACAACAAGAUCCUGAGCCACGCUUUGACAUGUCGUCCUGUGAACUGCGUGAGGUUCCAUCCGGUGUUUAUGCAAUCUGCAAAGUGCUUCAAAAACAGGUUCUCUUGCUACAUGACAAUUGGUUGUCCAGCCUAUCUUCAGAGUUGGCAGAGCUCAGCUACCUUCAGGUUCUAGAUCUGCACAACAAUGAGUUCAAAACUUUGCCUGAGGAGAUCAGUUGUCUGACCAACCUAAAGGUGCUCAAUGUUGCCCACAACAAGCUCAAGUCCCUCCCAGAUUCCUUCAGCAAACUCUCGGCACUACAGACCCUUAAUUUGAAACACAAUCGACUGAAAGAAUUCCCUGAUCCUGUCUGUGAUCUUCGCUUCCUGCGUACCCUGGACAUCUCCAGCAAUGAGGUGCACUCACUUCCUGUCCAGCUGUGUCACAACCGAGCCUUGGAGACGCUGGUGCUCGACACGGACAAGAUGCACUAUCCCAAACCUGAAGUCUGCUCCAAGACCACAGCGGCUGUCAUGAUGUUUCUUUGUGGGGCUGCGGAGGUGGAGUAUGAACAUCCGUCCAAGUACUGGCUCAAAGUGGAGGCGGCAGAGCAGGGACUCAAAGCUUCCACCAGCGAGGGAUACCUCAACGCCUCCCAGAUCGAGGCUCAAAUGAUGGAAGGAGUGCAUGCUUAUCAGAAUGUUUUGGGCGUCUUCUGUCUUCUAUCACACAGAAUCAGGACCAGAUCACCAAAGAUCUCACAGACUUGAACAGCAAGCGAGAAGCUGAGCGAGAAGAACUGUUGCAAUACUUGACUGAUGUGGAGAACGGGGCCAGCAGUUUGCUGUCCCAGUUACUGGACUACAAUGUCAAGGCCAAAGAGACAGAGGAGUUGCUGGAAAUGAUGGAGGAAGAAAGGAUGAAGGAAGAUGAUUGGUUCACAGUUAGAUGGGAGGAGCUACAAAAUCUUCGGAAACAGGAAGUCUUAGAUGCCAUGAAGGUGAUGCUGACGGAGUUUGCCGAUAUCGAGGAAGCAAGGCUGGGUGUGGAGAUGGAUAAAGAUGAGACACGACGUGAUGCUCUAGAACAAGAGACACUGGAUGAGGGUCAGAUGGAGAGUCUGAUGUACCAUAAAGACGUUGAGCACCAGAAGAUGGUGCGGAAGCUGGCAAAAGAGGAUGCCCUUCAGAAGGCAGCAUUUGAGGCUCUGAUGUUCUCCCGCGACUCGGCUCACUCGAGGAUCCGCAGUCAAAUCAUGCUCAUUGAGAGUGAGUUAGCUCAGCUGACGACACUGGAGAUGGACCAGCAGGCUGCAAGGGUGGAACACCAGAUUAACAUUGUGGCUGACCAGAGGAUUGCAUUGUCGGCCAUGUUGUCACAACUGUUGGAGGAGAAGGAGAAGAGACAGGCAGAGCUGAAGAAACGACUGGGUGAGAUGGAGCAACAGCGCGAGGAUGGCCAGGCUGACUACUGGUUGGUGCAGUACCAGAGACUGCUGGACUGGAAGCCGCAGGCUCUCAUAGACAGGGAGAGCCAGCUGGAGAUUGCUGUCAAGGAGGUACUGGUGUCGUCAGGGGCUGAGGACUACAUCCCCGUGUUUGCUCGGCACCGCAUCACCAUCGAGACGCUGAUGUCCUUGACAGAGGCGGACUUGUCGCAGAUGGGCGUGCACGAGCUGGGCCUGCGGAAGGCCAUCAUGAAGAACAUUGCCAUGCAAGAUAUACAGGUUAAGACAGGAGAGGAGAAGGUGCGGGAAAAGCUACAGGAGCCUUGCUUAGCCCCGCUGGAGCUUCACCCCUCGGCUCCCUCAUCGGCCGCGGAAGCAGACCCAGCUGGCAAGUCCGUGGCCCUCCCACCCUCGCUGUUGGAGCGCCAGUCGUCCAUCACGGCCCGCGGGGUCAACUCAGAGUGUGCUGUCUGCCUGGACAAGAUGUCCAACAUCAUUUUCCUGCCCUGCGGCCAUGUGUGCUGUUGCACAGCCUGCGCCCAGCCCCUCAGCGAGUGCCCGCUGUGCCGAGCCGAAAUCAAAGUCAAGGUCAAACUGUCUUUGCCCCAGGCUGUCUAACAACGGAGGCAGUUGCCAUGGUGAUUGAAAGCGGACAUGAUAGGGCACGCAAAUCGUCAGACAGCACAGAAUAUGCCUUGAUAUAACGUGACUUUGAAGGGAGUAUGAGGUCAAAUCAUUUCUGGGUUUGAAAUUGAAAAAAGUGUGAGUGCUCAUUGUUCUGGAUGUAAAAGUGAAAGGAGUAUGAUUACUUCUUGUUUCUUGGUUUGAUAUUGAGUUUUCUCCACAGGUGAAUGGCCUCCAGGCAUUUACUGAUAUUUAUGCCUUUUCCUGAUUUUAUACCGGUUUUUUCUUGAGUCAGUCUUACUACCCUUAUGGAUUUCUUUCUCUGGCACUGGAAUACCUGGAUUAGAUAUAACUCAAAUGUGUCAGGACGCGGUGGAAUCAGGUGCUCGUCAAUUUUCGGGCAUGAACGGUUAUUGUUGUCAUCUUAAAGCGUGUUCAUUUGUCUAUCU